CGGCGGCCUGGGACAGAGUCGGAAUCGACGGUGGCAGCGGCGGCGGUGGCGGCGGCGGCGGUGGCGGCGGCUGCCGCGGCGGUGGCGACGGCCGCGGGGACUCGGAGCUGAGAGGAGCUGCUGCUCGGACCAGCGCGUGGUUGGCAUCCAACAAAGUGAAGAAUAAACUGGUAAAUGAUCCUUGUUUGGUGGACACCUCGGAGCAAGCUGUUCCUUGGCAGGGUAUACUGACCUGGUUUAGCUUUGGCCCUGUCAGUGCUCAGGAGUUCAGGUUAUAUUUCACACUAUGUGCUGACUAUCUACAGAAACUAUUAAAAAAAAAAAGAUAAACUUUUUUCAAAGAUUUUGAUUCCAGUGGAAUCUUUGCUUUAGAUAUUGUGUGUGUGUGUGUGUGUGUGUGUGUGUGUUAGUGAAUUGCAACUCCAGAAGCAAUGCCUGUACAAGCUCCACAGUGGACGGAUUUCCUUUCCUGCCCGAUUUGCACUCAGACUUUCGACGAAACAAUUCGAAAGCCCAUCAGUUUGGGUUGUGGCCAUACUGUCUGCAAGAUGUGCCUGAAUAAACUCCACCGGAAGGCUUGCCCAUUUGACCAGACCACUAUCAAUACAGACAUUGAACUCCUUCCCGUGAACUCAGCGUUGCUUCAGCUAGUGGGUGCUCAGGUCCCUGAGCAGCAGCCCGUUACAUUGUGUAGUGGGGUUGAAGAUACAAAGCAUUAUGACGAAGCCAGGAAAUGUGUAGAAGAAUUAGCAUUGUACCUGAAACCACUCAGCAGCGCUAGAGGAGUGGGUCUGAAUAGCACUACUCAGAGUGUUCUGAGUCGCCCAAUGCAAAGGAAGCUGGUAACUCUGGUCCACUGCCAACUAGUGGAAGAAGAAGGCCGGAUCCGUGCCAUGCGAGCAGCUCGAUCGUUAGGUGAACGAACAGUUACAGAGCUCAUUCUCCAGCACCAGAAUCCUCAGCAGCUCUCUUCUAAUCUUUGGGCAGCAGUAAGGGCUCGGGGCUGCCAGUUCCUUGGACCAGCAAUGCAGGAGGAAGCUCUAAAGUUGGUUCUCCUGGCUUUAGAAGAUGGUUCUGCUUUGUCAAGAAAAGUAUUGGUUCUCUUUGUGGUGCAAAGGUUAGAGCCACGGUUCCCUCAAGCCUCUAAAACUAGCAUUGGGCAUGUUGUCCAGCUCCUGUAUAGAGCCUCCUGUUUCAAGGUCACCAAACGGGAUGAAGACUCCUCUUUGAUGCAACUAAAAGAAGAAUUCAGGACCUAUGAAGCUCUGCGGCGAGAGCAUGACUCCCAGAUAGUUCAGAUUGCUAUGGAAGCAGGCUUACGAAUCGCACCAGACCAGUGGUCCUCUUUGUUGUAUGGAGACCAGUCUCACAAAUCUCAUAUGCAGUCCAUUAUUGACAAGUUGCAGACUCCAGCCUCUUUUGCACAAAGUGUCCAGGAACUAACAAUUGCUCUCCAGCGAACUGGAGAUCCAGCAAAUUUGAACCGACUAAGACCCCAUUUGGAGCUAUUAGCAAACAUUGACCCCAGUCCAGAUGCUCCUCCUCCUACUUGGGAACAGCUAGAAAAUGGAUUGGUUGCUGUGCGUACAGUGGUACAUGGGCUGGUUGAUUACAUCCAGAACCACAGCAAGAAAGGAGCAGAUCAACAGCAGCCUCCACAGCAUAGCAAAUACAAGACAUACAUGUGUCGAGAUAUGAAGCAGAGAGGAGGAUGCCCUCGUGGGGCCAGCUGUACAUUUGCACACUCCCAGGAGGAACUGGAAAAAUUUCGUAAAAUGAACAAACGCUUGGGUCCCAGAAAACCCCUGAGUGCCUCUAUGGGUCAGCUUAAUGAGGUGGGCCUGCCUUCAGCAGCUAUCCUUCCUGACGAAGGUGCGGUGGAUUUGCCCAACAGAAAACCCCCUGCUCUGCCCAAUGGGAUUGUGUCAGCAGGGAACACAGUAACGCAGCUGAUUCCCCGAGGAACAGACCCCAGCUACGAUUCUACUCUGAAACCAGGAAAGAUGGAUCAUCUGAGCAGCAGCGCCCCCGGAUCCCCUCCUGACCUGCUAGAAACUGUCCCCAAGAAUAUUCCACAUCCUGUACCUCCAAGGGGGCCAUCAGACCUGCCUCCUAUGCCUGUCACUAAACCAAUGCAGAUGGUGCCCCGGGGUUCGCAGUUAUAUCCCGCCCAGCAGGCAGACGUGUAUUACCAGGAUCCUCGAGGAGCCGCUCCGCCAUUUGAACCAGCACCUUAUCAGCAGGGUGUGUACUACACUGCACCACAGUGUGUGUCCCGCUUUGUCCGACCUCCACCAACUGCUCCUGAGCCUGGUCCUCCCUACUUGGAUCAUUACCCACCCUACCUUCAAGAUCGUGUUGUAAACUCUCAAUAUGGCACGCAGCCACAACAGUACCCACCUAUGUACCCGCCACACUACGAUGGCCGUCGAAUAUACCCUGCUCAGUCUUAUCCAAGAGAGGAGAUUUUCCGGGAUAGUCCUAUACCCAUUGAGAUUCCACCUGCAGCAGUACCAUCCUAUGUACCAGAAUCCAGAGAAAGAUACCAACAGGUGGAGGGUUACUACCCAGUGGCUCCUCAUCCAACUCAGAUCAGACCUUCGUACAUCAGAGAGCCUCCUUAUAGCCGGCUUCCUCCUCCUCCCCAGCCCCACCCUAGUCUAGAUGAGCUACAUCGAAGACGAAAGGAAAUAAUGGCCCAACUAGAGGAAAGGAAGGUUAUCUCUCCACCUCCUUUUGCACCUUCACCAACAUUGCCGCCUACCUUCCAUCAAGAGGAAUUAUUGGAUGAAGACUUGAAGGUAGCUGGGAAAUAUAAGGGAAAUGAUUAUAGCCAGUACUCUCCCUGGUCAUGUGACACCAUCGGCUCCUACAUUGGAACCAAAGAUGCAAAACCCAAAGAUGCUGUGGCAGCAGGGAGUGUGGAAAUGAUGAACGUGGAGAGUAAAGGAAUGAGAGACCAGCGGUUGGAUCAUCAGAGAAGAGCAACAGAAACCAGUGAUGAUGACCUCAUCCCAUUUGGAGACCGACCAACAGUGUCUCGGUUUGGUGCCAUCUCUCGAACUUCCAAAACAAUAUAUCAGGGUGCUGGCCCAAUGCAGGCUAUGGCACCUCAGGGAGCUCCCACAAAAUCUGUUAACAUUUCAGAUUACAGUCCAUAUGGAACCCAUGGUGGCUGGGGAGGCUCUGCUUACUCACCUCAUCAAAACAUACCUUCUCAGGGACACUUCAGUGAGAGGGAGAGAAUAUCCAUGUCAGAAGUGGCCAGUCAUGGCAAACCGCUUCCAUCUGCUGACAGGGAACAGCUACGACUAGAAUUACAGCAGCUAAACCAUCAAAUUAGCCAACAGACUCAGCUACGUGGACUAGAGGCUGUUAGUAACAGGCUGGUGUUGCAGAGGGAGGUGAACACCCUGGCAGCCCAGUCACAACCACCGCCACCACCUCCAAAAUGGCCUGGAAUGAUCUCAAGUGAGCAGUUGAGCUUGGAACUGCACCAGGUGGAAAGGGAAAUCGGGAAGAGAACCCGGGAACUGAGUUUGGAGAACCAGUGUUCUAUGGAUAUAAAAAGCAAAUUGAAUACAAAUAAGCAAGCAGAAAAUGGACAACCAGAACCACAAACUAAGGUUCCAACUGAGGAUCUUACAUUGACAUUCAGUGAUGUACCGAAUGGAUCAGCCUUGACCCAAGAGAAUAUCAGCCUCCUAUCAAACAAGACCAGCUCUCUGAACCUAUCAGAGGACCCUGAGGGAGGAGGAGACAACAAUGACUCCCAGAGAUCAGGAGUUACACCCAGUUCUGCUCCUUAAAAUAUGAGGAGUCCGACUUCAAUCUUUUGCUCCGAAUCAAGUUGUGGGACAUAGGUGUAGCAGAACAGUAACUUCUCUACUUCUUCUCUGAGAGUGGUCAGAGAAGUCCAAGGAAAGCACCGGAGGCAAUGUGCACAAACACCACUACUAAAAACAAACCCUGCACAUAGAUCACAUCAAUGCAUUUUUUAAUUUAAAAAAAGGAAAAAGAAAAAGGAAAUUAGCAGUAUCUGCAAGCAAUUCAGAUUAAAUUUGUUUUUGUUCUGUGAAUGAACUUUAUUUUAAUAACUUUGGACGCCUUGGAUCCAGGGCUUUAAAAAAAAGAAGAUAUUAUAUAUACACUCUGUUUGAUUAAUUGUAUGAUCUUAAUGAAGUAGGUUUUUCUUGUAUUUUGGUAUUAUUACAUACCCAGUGUAUAAUUCCUGCCUUGCAAUCUUUUCCCACUCUCACAACCCCAUAAAUUAAAACAGACAAAAAGCACCGGCCUUUCUGAGAAUCCUCCGGUGCUUGAUAAACAAAAAGACAGUAACAGACCAGUUAGAAAAUGUGCAGCAAACCAAGGUUUCUGAGAGCUGUCAUUUGGAAGCCAUGAUUAUCCUUUCCUCUCUGGUCACUGCCUUCAUGUGUUACGCUUCCUAUGUUAUUCAAACGUAUUUUUGUUCGGGGGGGGGGGGGGGGGGUCAUUUCUUGUUUUGUUUUUAACUUUUCAGAGAUAAUUGCCAGACAAUUUAUGAAGUCCUCACGUCCAUGUUAUGGAAUCCUUUCAUUCUCUUAAUGUAAUCUGAAAGCAGAGCCAGUGUUUAGAUUGUUGGUUAGAUUUGUAUGGAGAUUAUUUUAAGAAUGAACUCUUAAUUUAUUAGCACUGGAAAUACUUGGUUAGUGUAUGACCUACUUUGAGGUGAUGGUUGGAAAUUUGGACCCGUGCUUUUUUCUAAAUUUUGGGUAAAAUCAGAGAAUGCUAAAAAUCAGCCCAGCACAGUCAACCAUGUUUUAAAACUGCAACACUUGACUUUAAGUUAAAAUGGACAGAGCUACAUUAUUUCACUGAAUUCUUUUAUUUUACCCUCAGAACACAAAGAUAUAAAAUAAGAUCCCUAAAUAUCAGUGCCCCUGGCUUUCAGAGGUAGGUAGAAGAACCUAGAGGUUAAUUUCCAUAGACUUGGCUUUAUAAUACUAUAAAGAUUCUUCAUGAAAAUGUUAUAAAGAA
This is a messenger RNA of Pipistrellus kuhlii (Kuhl's pipistrelle), 5016 nucleotides long. RefSeq names its product ring finger and CCCH-type domains 1 (gene RC3H1). The transcript is spliced from 21 exons. The coding region runs from base 432 to 3809 and encodes 1125 amino acids. The record is from RefSeq and is a predicted model, not a curated record. Gene Ontology annotation, molecular function: metal ion binding. Lineage: Eukaryota; Metazoa; Chordata; Mammalia; Chiroptera; Vespertilionidae.